AUGGCUAGAGGAACCCCCGCCGCCUCCUCUCCCACGACUGCGACGCCGCCCACCGGAGCCUUGAAACGUUCCACGUCCAGCACCCAGAACAUGAAAAACCAGAAGUCAAUUCUUGGGUUCUUUCAGAAGUCAUCUCCAUCCACCCCGUCCACUGCUCGCAAUGCGGAGCCUGCUUCUUCUCCGGCGGAGAGGGUCUCAGAGCAGCGACGCGGAAGUGCGAAGGGCGCGGCGGAAAGGAAGAAGAGCGUUCCUAAGUUCAAGCAAGAAUUGGAGCCGGUGCCUAGUAGUGACCUAGUGAUUCCGGAGGAGGAUGAGCAGGAAGAUAAUGCACAGGCCAAGAAGCAAGUCAAUUACGUCGAAUCUGACUCCGAAGGCGAAGAUGACGACGAGAAGAUAUUUCGCCCUGGCCGUAACAGCAGGAACAAGCGAAGGAAGAUGUCUCCUGAAAGCGAUGACGAGUUUAACGAUGGUGGAGAUGUCGGCUACUCCGAUGAUGAAAUGGACGACUUUAUUGUUGCAGACGAUUCGGACGAAGAAGCGAAGCCAUCUAAGAAGCGCAAGAGGCCGUCGACACAACCGAAGAGCAAGUCCUCCUCUUUACCGCCUGUAUCAUUUGAAGAGGACUUGGACAUGGACAUACCAGAUGCAUCUGCUGGCACAGCUCUGAAGUGGACGUACGAUCCAGAAAGCUCCGAACCACGCCAGCCGCGCACAACACCGGUUACUCCAAAGAAAUCUUCGGGAACUACGAAGCAGAAAGCACAUGUGACAGAGCCUGAACAACGGUAUGCCUGGCUUGCCAACAUCCGGGACAUUGACGGGCACCCUAUCGGGCAUCCUGAAUAUGAUCCUCGCACCCUGUAUAUCCCUCCACUGGCUUGGACCAAGUUCUCUCCGUUCGAGAAGCAAUACUGGGAGAUCAAGCAGAAAUUCUGGGAUACCGUUGUCUUCUUCAAGAAGGGCAAGUUCUACGAACUUUAUGAAAACGAUGCUACAAUCGGACAUCAACUGUUCGAUCUGAAGCUCACGGACCGUGUGAACAUGCGCAUGGUUGGUGUCCCGGAGAUGAGUCUGGAUCACUGGGCCAACCAAUUCGUGGCCAAGGGUUUCAAGAUCGCUCGUGUUGACCAAAUCGAGUCGGCCCUGGGCAAGGAGAUGCGCGAGCGCGAUGGUAAGAAGGGUGGAGGUAAAGAAGACAAAGUCAUCAGGAGAGAGUUGUCGUCCGUUCUCACGGCUGGUACCCUCGUCGAGGGCUCCAUGCUGCAAGAUGACAUGUCCACCUACUGUGUUGCUAUCAAAGAGGCUCUGAUUGAUGACAAGCCUGCCUUUGGUAUUGCUUUCGUUGAUACAGCAACCGGCCAAUUCUUCCUGUCCGAGUUUGUGGAUGAUGUUGACAUGACGAAGUUCGAGACAUUCGUCGCGCAAACCCGACCCCAGGAGCUUCUUUUGGAGAAGUCUGCAGUAUCUCAGAAGGCUUUGCGCAUCUUGAAAAACAACACUGGCCCAACUACACUCUGGAAUUACCUGAAGCCGGUGAAAGAGUUCUGGGAAGCUGACAUCACAGUGAAGGAGCUUGAUGUGAGCGAGUAUUUCGUCUCCCAGGACGAUGAUAACUUACAAGCUUGGCCCGAAGCACUCCGAGAAGCCCGCGACAAAGAACUGGUCAUGUCCGCAUUCGGUGCUCUAGUGCAGUAUCUCAGGCUCCUGAAGAUUGAGCGUGAUUUGAUCACCAUUGGAAACUUCACUGCGUACGAUCCGAUCAAGAAGGCCACCAGCCUGGUGCUGGAUGGUCAAACUCUUAUCAACAUGGAGAUAUUCUCCAACUCUUUCGAUGGCGGCUCCGAGGGCACCUUGUUCCAGCUUUUGAACCGCUGUAUCACACCUUUUGGCAAACGCAUGUUCAAGCAGUGGGUAUGCCAUCCGCUUGUAGAUGCAAAUAAGAUCAAUGCUCGCUUGGAUGCAGUGGAUGCCCUCAAUGCUGAUCCCACUGUCCGGGACCAAUUUUCGUCCCAGCUGACCAAGAUGCCCGAUUUGGAGCGACUAAUCUCUCGUGUCCAUGCUGCGAAUUGCAAAGCCCAAGACUUCCUGCGCGUCUUGGAAGGCUUUGAGCAGAUCGAGUAUACCAUGAGUCUGCUCAAGGAAAGUGGCUCAGCCGGAGAAGGCGUUAUUGGACAAUUGAUCAGUGGCAUGCCUGACCUGAAUGAGCUGCUCGAGUACUGGAAGACUGCUUUUGAUCGCUCCAAGGCGAGAGAGAAUAGCAUCCUGGUACCCAAGCCCGGUGUCGAGGAAGACUUUGACAGCUCCCAGGAAAACAUCGAGCAAAUCCACCGCGACCUCGAGAGCCUGCUGAAGCGUGUACGCAAAGAGCUUGGAUCUUCCGCAAUUAUCUACAAGGACAAUGGCAAGGAGAUCUACCAGUUGGAGGUGCCAAUCAAAGUGAAGAACAUCCCAAAGAACUGGGAUCAAAUGUCUGCUACCAAACAAGUCAAGCGCUACUAUUUCCCGGAGCUGCGCAAGCUCAUCCGUCAAUUGCAGGAGGCCCAAGAAACACACAGUCAGAUCGUCAAGGAAGUCGCUGGCCGAUUCUAUGCACGAUUUGACGAAAACUACACCACUUGGCUUGCUGCCGUCCGCAUUGUUGCCCAGCUCGACUGCCUCAUCAGUCUGGCCAAGGCCUCCUCAUCGCUCGGACAACCUAGCUGCCGUCCUGUCUUCGUCGACGAUGAGCGAAGCGUUCUUGAAUUCGAGGAGCUGCGCCAUCCAUGCCUAAUCUCCUCAGUUGGCGAUUUCAUCCCUAACGACGUCCAACUGGGAGGCACACACGCGAACAUCGACCUCCUCACCGGAGCCAACGCAGCCGGAAAGUCCACCGUCCUCCGAAUGACCUGCGUCGCCGUAAUCAUGGCCCAGAUCGGAUGUUAUCUCCCCUGCCAAUCCGCGCGCCUCACCCCAGUCGAUCGAAUUAUGUCCCGCCUAGGCGCAAACGACAACAUUUUCGCAGCCCAAUCAACCUUCUUCGUUGAGCUCUCCGAAACCAAGAAGAUCCUCUCCGAAGCCACACCCCGCUCGCUCGUCAUCCUUGACGAACUAGGCCGUGGAACCAGCUCCUACGACGGCGUGGCGGUCGCUCAGGCCGUCCUGCACCAUGUUGCCACUCAUAUCGGCGCUCUCGGAUUCUUCGCAACCCACUACCACUCCCUGGCUGCCGAGUUCGAGGGACAUCCUGAAAUCGCACCGAAGCGCAUGCGCAUCCACGUUGACGACGAGGAACGCCGCGUCACGUUCUUAUAUAAGCUUGAGGAUGGCGUUGCGGAGGGCAGUUUUGGUAUGCAUUGCGCGGCGAUGUGCGGCAUUCCGGACAAGGUCAUUGAGCGGGCAGAGGUGGCUGCGAAGCAGUGGGAGCAUACAAGCCGGUUGAAGGAGAGUUUGGAGAGGCGGAAGGGAGGUGGGCUGGUGGGAAUGGGAUGGUGGAGUGAUAUUGCUUGGGCGUUGAGGGAGACGGUGGCUGAGAGUGAGGAGGGUGCUCAGGAGGUGAGUGACCGCAGUUUGGAGGUGCUGAGGAAGGCGAUUGAGGCUUUGUGA
Molecule: messenger RNA, 3582 nt
Organism: Aspergillus niger
Lineage: Eukaryota; Fungi; Ascomycota; Eurotiomycetes; Eurotiales; Aspergillaceae
Exons: 4
Coding region: 1-3582 (1193 amino acids)
Biological process (GO): mismatch repair
Cellular component (GO): nucleus; MutSalpha complex
Molecular function (GO): mismatched DNA binding; ATP-dependent DNA damage sensor activity; ATP binding
Source: RefSeq, a predicted model, not a curated record